UGUCAGGCCACCUCCCGGUUCACUGACUGGUGCGGGGGCUGGCCCCGAGGAGGAGGUAACUCCGGAGAAGCGCAAGAGUGGGGAUAACCUAAGUGACCAGCCGUCAAGGAGAACGUCAGGAGUUUGUCAGGAGUUUGCUUACUAUGGCUGGAACGAAGACACUUUUGAUGUUGGAAAACUUCAUAGGUGGAAAAUGUUUACCCUGUAGCUCAUAUAUCGACUCUUAUGACCCGUGUACAGGGGAGGUGGGCUGCAGAGUGCCAGACAGUGGGAAAGAAGAGGUAGAGGCUGCGGUGGAGGCCGCCGGAGCCGCAUUCCCCGCCUGGGCAUCGCGCAGCCUGGAGGAGCGCUCGCAGGUGCUGCACCGGCUGGCAGACUUGCUGGAACAGUCCCUGGAGGAGCUGGCUCAGGCGGAAUCGAAGGACCAAGGGAAAACCAUAGCACUGGCGAGAGCCAUGGACAUCCCCCGGUCUGUGCAGAACCUCCGGUUCUUGGCGUCCUCCAUCCUCCACCACACGUCGUGCACCCAGAUGGACCACCUGGGCUGUCCGCACUAUACCGUGCGGACCCCCCUGGGGAUCGCUGGGCUGAUCAGCCCCUGGAACUUGCCACUCUACUUGCUGACCUGGAAGAUCGCUCCGGCGAUCGCUGCGGGCAACACGGUGAUAGCCAAGCCCAGCGAGCUGACUUCAGUGACCGCGUGGAUGAUGUGCAAACUCCUGGAGAAAGCAGGAAAUGGGGUGUGUGCCACAGGUGUGGUGAAUACUGUGUUUGGAACAAGGCCCGGGGUAGGCGAGGCCCUGGUGUCUCGCCCGGAGGUGCCCCUCAUCUCCUUCACCGGGAGUCAGCCCACCAGUGAGCGGAUCAUUCAGCUGAGUGCUCCCCACUGCAAGAAGCUCUCCCUGGAGCUGGGGGGCAAGAACCCCGCCAUCAUCUUUGAGGAUGCCAACCUGGGCGACUGUGUUCCCACCACCGUCAGGUCCAGCUUUGCCAACCAGGUCAGAAGUUACAUCGAGAGAGCUCCUGCCGAAGGGGCCCGUGUUCUGUGCAGUGAGGGAGUGGAUACACUGAGUCUCCCCCUGGGGAAUCGGGGAGGCUAUUUUAUGCUUCCCACCGUGAUAACAGACAUUAAGGAUGAGUCAUGCUGCAUGAAGGAAGAGAUAUUUGGUCCAGUGACGUGUGUUGUCCCCUUCGAGAGCGAAGAGGAAGUGAUUGGUGUAGCCAAAGUUAAAUAUGGGCUGGCGGCAACAGUGUGGUCAAGCAAUGUGGGGCGUGUCCAUCGGGCGGCUAAGAAGUUGCAGUCAGGCUUGGUCUGGACCAACUGCUGGCUCAUCAGAGAGCUGAACCUUCCCUUCAGGGGGAUGAAGAGUUCUGGAAUAGGUAGAGAGGGAGCCAAGGACUCUUACAACUUCUUCACUGAAAUCAAAACGGUCACCAUUAAACACUGACCUUGGCCAGUGGAGAAUUGUUAUGGUCAGUGCCUGGCUACAGACAAUCAGUGGUCCGAUGUGGCCAGUGGACAUACUGGCAUCAAUUCCAGCCAGGUCUCACCCCAGCAGGAGCUUCUCUCUACCUUAUCCUCAGUAGUUAGUAUUUUUACCUGCCGGUGAAGAGAUGUCUACUUUCAAGAGGAAGGCAAAGAAGAGAGCACUUCUGCAGGGGAAAACACGAAAAGGAAGCCAAACAAUUGUCAGGUUCCUCUUGUGUUGUGUCUUCACAGGGAUUUAAAAAAUCAUUCUGAUCAGAUUCUUGGAAAUUCACAGAUAAUAAGACUUUUCUUUUGCAUUUGCACAUGGAUGGUUAAAAAAAAUCUACAAAGCCAAAGAGAAACAAAUCACCAUAAUUUCCUACCUCUGGGAAGAUUGCCAAGGGUCUCUGUCCAUCAGCCAGCAGCAAGGCUAACUGUGAAUUGACUGUACUUCAUUAUGCAAUCAGACUGUGAAUGUCAAUGAUAAAUGCAGCAUGGAAUUUGUUAGAGGAGGCAUGGGUGGUAGCUCCCAAUUAAUAUGCCUAUAGAAGCACAAGGGAAAAUACCGUAACUAUUACUUUGGGAAGAAACUUAGAACAGGAAGAAUCUGACCCACACCUCCUGUGGAGUCUGAUCAGUUCCAGUUCUUAGUGUGUACCUAACGAGACCUACAACUUACUAAUCAAUCCUAUAGAGAGUGGUAAAUGUGAAGCAGUUUUAGUAACCAGUACGGCAUACCCUCUUUUUGAAUUGCCCUUUCUUCUUCCUCCUUUCCCUCAUCCUGUUAGAAGUAUGGACUUAUACUAAGUAAUAAAGAAAUUUCUAGUGCUUUUUUUUCUAGAUGCCCUGGCGAUCAGAGGAGACAGAGGUUUAUAGAGAUUAACUAGCAUCUUUGAGAUGACACAGAAGGGUGUGAGGCAGAGGGAGGUCUGAACCCAGGGCUCUGUCUCCAAGGCCGUGAUCUCUGGUCACGUCACACUUGCCUUGGACUGUGCUCCAGAGCAGCCAGGUGGGCGUGCGGAACACCUGAUGUUGGGGCUCCUCCCACUGUGCCUGUUCCCUCCUCUCUCCUGCUCUGCUCUGCUCUGCUCUGCUUGUCCACGCAACCCAGGGAUGCCUCCAGCACAGCCCUUUCCACACUGCCUGAAGUGGUCUGUUUGCACGUCUGACCCCCGAAAGGACCGGAGUCACCGAUACCCAAGGCAGGUGUUCAUCCACCCUGGAGUCUCAGUUCAUAACACAGUGCCUGACGCAUAAAAGAUGCUCAAAACAAGUUUCAGAAAUGGAAGCAGGUUUUCCUGGAACU
Messenger RNA from Artibeus jamaicensis (Jamaican fruit-eating bat), 2774 nucleotides. RefSeq names its product aldehyde dehydrogenase 8 family member A1 (gene ALDH8A1). Gene Ontology annotation, molecular function: retinal dehydrogenase (NAD+) activity. NCBI's taxonomy places the organism in Eukaryota, Metazoa, Chordata, Mammalia, Chiroptera, Phyllostomidae. Gene Ontology annotation, biological process: retinoic acid metabolic process. The record is from RefSeq and is a predicted model, not a curated record.